CGCCGACAGGUAAACCUUAUCCCGUGUGCGUUGGCAUUUCCUAGCGUUCCCGAUGUUACAACCGCGGCAUCGGGACGUCUUUAAAUCGCGCGAUCCGAUUAUUUCGGUAUAAUAAAACGUCGGUAACGAAAGUGUGCGGAAAAGAUCAAUAAAGGAAGCCCAAAGGGAAUAGAGAACGGUGGAGAAAUGUCGCGAAUUCGGAAACUCCUUGCCGGAGAACGGUAAAAUAAAUAUUUUCCUUGCGAACCCGGAUCGAACCUGUACACACGGUUCGUGGGAAUACAAAAAAAACGAAUGCAACGUGCUUGAGUGCUGUGUCCGUGUGUAUGAGUGUGCGUGUGUAUGUGUGUGUGCGUGCGUAAGGCUGCGUGUAUGCAACGAUCAACGAUACCGAGUGAUUCGUCGUAACAAAUGAUAAUUUCAAAAAUGUUCAUCGUAACGAAGCAUAUUUGAGUACAGAGGGCUUAUUUCGUCAGGUGAUAUGUGUCUCGGCAGUCACGGGUCAUACGAAUCUGACGUAAAUACAGCUGCCAGAACUACAAACACAUAGCCAUGGAGCACUCGGAUUUGGUGGCCGAAAUGGUGCACGUUGAGAGACUAACGACCCAAGAAAGGCUGCAUCUCGCUCGUCACCGACGUCUCCACCAACUCAAAGUAUGGCGACAAAGGGAAAAAGAGUGGCUUCGUCAUCAGACCCGAAAUACCAGUACCAAAAGACACAUAUACUUCAACGACAGUGUUAUGCUGCUCGAAGCAGCAGCGAGAAACGACAUUGACGAAGUGAGGAGACUUUUGAAAAAAGGAGUAAAUCCAGACUCAACGAACGAGGACGGUUUGACAGCGCUUCAUCAAUGCUGCAUCGACGAUAACGAGGACAUGAUGAAGUUGCUCGUUGAAUUUGGUGCGAACGUAAAUGCGGAGGACAGCGAAAAAUGGACGCCGUUGCACGCCGCUGCGACUUGUGGUCAUUUGCAUUUGGUUCGUUACCUCAUAGCUCGAGGUGCUAAUUUAUUGGCAGUGAACGCGGAUGGAAAUAUGCCUUAUGACAUAUGCGAGGACGAGAAAACGUUGGAUUGCAUCGAAGGGGAAAUGGCGAGUCGUGGCGUGACUCAAGAACUGAUUGACGAGACUAGAGCUUCCACGGAGGUCCAAAUGUUGCUCGAUCUUCAGAAAAUCGCGACGAGAGGUGGCGAUCUCGAAUACAAAGAUCAUCAAGGUGCUACACCCCUUCACAUAGCAGCAGCCAAUGGUUAUCUCAGAGUAGUCGAGUAUCUUUUGGAUCAGCACGUUGCCACCGAUGUCGAGGACAAUGACAGAUGGCAGCCGGUGCACGCAGCGGCUUGUUGGGGUCACCUGGAAGUGCUCGAAUUAUUGGUGCAAAAUGGUGCGGAUUUAAACGCGAAGAAUAAACACGACGAAACGCCUGCCGACAUUUGCGAAGAUCCUGAAAUCAGAGAUCGAAUAGUCGAACUGAAAACGGAACAAGAGAGCAAAAAGCUUCGCGAGGCCCAGGGCAGACGAGUGCGCCGAUCACAAAGUAUUAAUACACGAACCCAAAGCGUCAGAAGAACUUCCAUCAGGGAUAAAGUCCUCACGACCAAAAAGGAUGCUCAAGAAGAGGCGAGACUGAGGAUCCAAGCUCAACAGACAUACGUCGCGCCCGUAGUGACGAACAAUAUCGCAGCGAUUGGGAAUAGCGCAAGUUCCCAGCAAGAGGUAACGAACGACGACGGUGAUUCGAGUGCGCUGACAACGUCGGUUCGACGAGGUCCCGAGGGCAAAGACAACGACUCUUUUCUUCACGAGGACGUUGAUAAAGACUCAGUGACAGGGCCUGAACCGCCUAUCGGCAGCCAUCAGCCCGUUUACACAGCAGAGAGUGAUGCUAACGGCAAGAUCAACAUACACGUGUCUGUAGUUUUCGUCAAGUCGUUGUCCGACUUGAAGAAGCAGAGGUCCCAAAAUCGUCACACCACACCGAACAUGGUCGACGCUAAUGGCAACGGGGUACCAAUGAACGUCGCGCCGAUGUCAAACGCCGAAAUGACCAGCGACGACUUCCAUCGGUUCACUGGAAACACGAGCGAAAUCAUUGGCGACACUCAAACGGAAAAGAACUGCUGCGUCAUUAUGUGAAUGGAUUCUGACCUCUCCCGGGCUCAACCGAACCAAUUUUCUCGUGGUGUUGGAGUUUGCACUGUUGGAAAAGGAGAUCGAAUCGUUGCUUUCGGAGUGAAAAUAUGCUCGGUUGUCAAAUUCAUUAUCUUUCACAUAACUCGUGUGUAAAUUCCACAAAUAAUCGAAAAAAUAUUGUAUUAUGUCGAUCUCCGGAGAUGCAAACUUCAACAUCCCUUUUUUACGACCGAGUUACACUUCCUACAAACUUCCAUGGGCUCCUCGGAGCCUUCAUAAUGAAGAGACCACUAAAAUUAGAAUAGCGCUAAGACUCGCGACGAGAUUCCCCAAGGAAAUGUCAAUCUCGUCGAUAACAUAAAAAUGUGGGGUCAAAAAAAUCGAUCAACAUGAAAAUACGUUAUAGAAAAAACGAGCAAAGAAAAGCCCUCGGUGUCGGGCCAAGACACAGAAUCAAAGUAUUACAAACAUUCUCAAAACGCAAUUGUGAGAAGCACUGAAAAAGACAAAGAUGUACUUAAAACGAUUUAUUUCCCCGCGAUAUAUCGAAACGAGAAGUUAAUCUUUUUGCAGAGUGAUUUAAGACGUAACUAAAACGACUGCGUACUCGAAACUUGUUUAUUUGAGUUUGCCUAUGGAUGAGUGGAAAAUCCAUCGGCAUAAAAGUCGAAAUUUCGGAUUCAUUGCUCAGUGAGCAUUCGAAGUCUCGGAAACUGCGCGACGAGCUCGAUUCAUCGUCAAACUCAAAUUCGCAAAGCCAAACGUUAAACAAAACGAGUCUCGUCACCAAAAAAUCCUCUCUCAAAAAGCACCACAAAGUCAUUGAAUGCAGCCGAGUGACUAAAAGUCAUUCUGUAUAAUAACGAGCUCAAAUGUGAGAGAUAACGUUCGCACAGGGAAGAAAGCUCGAUUAAAAGAAAUUGCGGUAAAAACCCUUAAACGUUUUGUAUAUAAUUUUAUUUAUUUCUGUACUUAGAGUAUAUAGAUAUAUUAUAUAUUUUAUAUACAUUGCAUAGAUAUUAUAUAUUUUUUUCAAAGAUACAUUAAGUUUUUCAACCGCUCCCCUCUUCCACGUCCUCGUCAAAAUGUAAAGAAGAAGAAGAAGAAGAAGAAGAAGCAAAAAGCUAAAACGAACAGAAAAUCAAAGAACAACGGCCUAUAAAAUUCGUGACAAUUGUGUGGACCAAAAUUCCGCAAUUAUCUGUCUUCUUGCAUCGCCUCUAAGAAUCGGCUAUUUAGAGAUUUUUUUUUUCGUUUUCGUUAGUAGACCGAGGAUUCGUCGUGCAACACAUCACAAUCCAAGUAAAUGGUCGUAUCGCACGAAAAACAAAAAAUGAAACCAAAAAAUUCGAUUAGGUCUAAGAAUUAUUGGCUGAAGACGAAAAAAACUUUUUCUGAAAUAUUCGAACGACGUUCUCUUUUCUCCUCGGUAUCUUCGGUCUCGGUUAGAAGAAUAUGUUUCUGUUGGAAUCGUUGAUAGAGCAUUUGCUGCUGCAGAUGGUAAUUCUGUGAUGAGCGACUUCGCAGAGCUCUCUCUUUUCAUUUUUUCUUCUUCACUGAAUCUUUACCUCUUUCUUUCUCUGCGCUCGUAAUCGCAAAAAUUUGCUCAUUUUCAUGUCUACGUACGAGACCGAGACGAGAGAAGCGCACAGUCAAUGAAGCUUUCUUUUCGCUAUUUUGAGAUUUGGGGCUCAUUUGUAGAAAAAUUAAAAAAAAAACGAAAUAAAAUAAAUGAAAAUAAUAAGAGAUAAACUUUGGGUCGAUAAAUGAUGUGAUAGAUGCGCGAGCAAAUAUUUUUUUAUAGUUUUUAUGAAAAUAUUUAUGUGUAAUAUUGCGUAGAAAAUGAAUGUAUAUCGUCGUGAUUCAAUGAUUACUCGUUACGAGAGAUUAACGACCUCAAAUAUUUCUGAGAUAAAUUGACGAUUACGGUUAAUAAACAAACAAACAAACAAACAAGAAACUGAAAUAACUCAAAUUGCUGGCCUUCGCCAGUGACGUUUAUUGCGCACAAAUUUAUUCAAUUUACGAAACAGUAAUACGAACAAACAACUUAUUCGCACAAGUUUUGACAACGACAACACAAUUGUUCGGUUUAUUUAAAAAACGAAAAUAAUUAAAAAGGAACAAAUUAAAAUAAGAAUAAACGACUCUCAUCGAUUCUCGUCAAUGUACCAAUACUGCUCCAAUUUUUCUUAGCAAUCAAUUUUCUCAUCUUUCACUACGUAGAAUCGUUCUAUCCAGCAGAAAUUGACAAAAUUUAACUUCUCACACAAAAUCCUUUGUUUCGCCUCUUUUCGUUUCAAGCUCCGGGGUUAAAAGCUUUUGUGGAAAAAAACACUUGUAAGUACAAGCAUUGAAUACCAAAUUUAAAAGUUACGCUUAAAAUUCCCAAUAAACAAGUGCAGAUUCAACAAAUCCAUAAAAUGGAAAAGAACUGAUAAAAAAUUAGGGCGAAAUUCAUCGAAAAAUGAAUACGAAAAAAUAAUAAGGGCUAUGAGCAAUGUAAACGUUGGAAUUUCAGAUGUUUUUUUUUUAUUUUUCUCAAUAAGAUUCUCAGUAGAAAAUUGUUUAUAAAAGAAGAAAAAAAAUAUAAUAUCAAAAAACUGCAACGUUAUGCUGAAAACAUACGUUUUCCCUACAAAAUGCAAUUUGAAUCGAGUCGCUGGGAUAAAGAAUAAAAACUCUUUCCGUUUUGCUACCAACUCAAGGAGAGCCAUUUUUUUCAACACACCAUUUCAACGUUUGCACUCUUCACAGCCCUUAAUUACCUCUAGACCUAUGAAAUAUUAACAAAUAAAAUGAAGAAAAUCCUCGGCUACUCGAUGCAAGAAAUGGAGGCCUUAAUUUAUUGAAGAAAUAAAUAAAAUUGUAAUUUUGUCAAUUUCUGCUAUCCAUAUACUAAUAAUCCACUGAAAAAAAAAAACAUAACGUAACUAAAAAACGUAGAGUUGCAUAAUAGUACGACGAAAAAAGAAUCGUAAGGAAUUGUAAACGUCCGUAAAAUCAUGACACGCUUACAUCGUCCGUCAGAUCGCAAACACUGUUCAAAUUAUUUAUUGAUUCUUUGGCAAUUGGCCUCGAUAAAGUAUUCCAUAAAACAUGUAUCGCGAUGAUCAAACAUAUCGACGUUGUAGAAUAUAUUAUUGAUGAUCGAUUCGUGGGAAAAAGGAGAACAAAAAAUCUUUUGCAUUUGUAUGUUGUCCGCGGUUGGACGGUUAAUUACACGUUACGCGUAUAAUUUGCGAGUUAUUAAUCGAUAGUCGAGAAAUAAUUGAUCGUUGUGAAAUUUGAAUAAAGGGUCAGUGUUACAACGUUGUUACGAAAGAGAUAUAAUUUAAUGAACGUUUGAAAACGAAAAAACACUUCAUUUGCGCUCUUUUUGGCGGUAUUAUUCGAAGGUUGUCACUCUGGGAUCGUUCGGACAGUGUGUUAUUAUUAUAAUCAUUAAAAAAAUGUAAAUACAUAACAAAAUUGCUAUUACAAAAGAGAGGGAAGGUCGAAAUUGGAACUUGUUGAAUUUCUGGAUUUCGUUAACCGCUACGAGGACUGUAAUCCCGCGUUAUUUAUUUCGGUAGACUGAUGUGGAUAAUGGAAAAAUCAGAAUUUUCGCCGAAAUGUUGAGUAAUAAAAUCGUAGAAACUGAAUAUUAUAAAAACUUCAAAUAUUGUUGAUUUUUAUGAUAAAUAAGUGACACGGAACGUUUGAAAAUCGAACGGAGAAUCUAAAAACCAAAAUUCGACUCGAACGAGGCACAAAAAACCAUAAAAAAUGGGUGAAAACCGAGAAAAAAGUUUCUCGAAUUUCCGACUUUCGUCAUUGCGAUUCAAUAAAACUCUCGAAUGAGGAAAACACACAUUCGAGAAACGCGACAUUUUUUCGAUUCUCGAGGACAGAGUCCCCUUCAAGCGUUGCGUAUGAGAAUUGUGAUAGUUGAGAACAGAGGAUUGUUAGAGAAUUUGGCCGAAGUCCCAGAGUCUUAGAGAUUUAAUGAGUUGCGUUAAAAUUCUGUUAAACAGAGCCACGUGUAAUUCACAAAGUUCCCAUAAAACUAUAUCUACAAGACACAAACGUCGAAUUGUAACCCACGAAAGUAGAGAUAAUUGAAAAAACGUAUGGAAGAAAAUUCGACGAGCGUCGUCUCACCGAUUGGAAAAUACAAUGUUAACGAGAAGGAAAGACAUGAAACGAAGUAUAAUAACGUUAAUAAUAGUUGAUAAGCUAUAGGAAACAGUUUACUUGAAAUUCAUUAAAAUUGUGUAUCUUGGCUGUUUCUACUCAAGUAGCCUUCGUAGAGCUACGAAAGCUGAAUCGAGAACGAGCGGAAAAAUCGUUUUCGUACAUGCGGUUCAUUCUUAAUGUGUUCCAAGAAAACUUCUUCUGACAAUACAAAAUAUAUUUAAUACGCGAAUUCAAUGCAGAGAACAAGAAACACUCGAUUGCACGUUUGAAAAAGAGUCUUGCCAAAAACUUCAUCCUGUCCUGCCAUCCGUUCACGAGGAUCGUUUAUAUCGAUGUGUGUAAACUAAUGUAUACGUAUCCGCGAGAUCCUCCGCACGAAUAACGCGUACAAACGUGGAUUAAAAUUGACAUUCAUUCACGCAGAGAGACACGUGUACACUGUUAUAAUCUCUUUUUAUUAUCGACGCGUUCCUCUCACGUUCUUACAUUUUCAGAUAUAAGCACGUUUCGAAACAUCUGAAACGGUACGAAAUACAUUAUAAAUGCGAAUCUGCUUGUCAUUCUCUUGUAUAUCGAAAUAUCAUUAAUUUGAAUAUAUUAUUUAAUUAAUAUAUAUGUAUAUAUGUACGGAUAAGCGAUAAUAUAUUGCAUAUCAAACACGUA
Messenger RNA from Venturia canescens, 6975 nucleotides. RefSeq names its product Myosin phosphatase targeting subunit 75D (gene MYPT-75D). The coding region runs from base 553 to 2136 and encodes 527 amino acids. Lineage: Eukaryota; Metazoa; Arthropoda; Insecta; Hymenoptera; Ichneumonidae. Gene Ontology annotation, cellular component: cytoplasm. The record is from RefSeq and is a predicted model, not a curated record. The transcript has 8 exons. Gene Ontology annotation, molecular function: protein binding; myosin phosphatase regulator activity; enzyme inhibitor activity.